This is a messenger RNA of Gaeumannomyces tritici R3-111a-1, 351 nucleotides long. RefSeq lists its product as hypothetical. The transcript has a single exon. NCBI's taxonomy places the organism in Eukaryota, Fungi, Ascomycota, Sordariomycetes, Magnaporthales, Magnaporthaceae. The coding region runs from base 1 to 351 and encodes 116 amino acids. The record is from RefSeq and is a predicted model, not a curated record.
AUGCUCAGCGGCCGAAUCACAUCCACCAUCACCUUCCUGCGGCAUGCGCAGCCAUUUCCCCCUCGCGGCCAGCAACGCCUCGCGCUGCACGUUUCCGAGUCCGCAAACUUUGCCAUGUCCGUCCCGGACGAGAGGCCUGCCGCCGCUGCCGCCACCAACCAGGGGAGAGGGCUACCUAGCAGCUCAAGGCAGCUGAACCGCUCGACAUUCCAAGGAACUCCUGCGCUUGGCUCCCCAGAGCUAGCGUAUGGCUGGGAUCGUGGACUGCCCACGGUGCAGUUACCACAACUGCGUCUCGAAUCAAAUAGAGCCACGGCCUCUCCUCUCUUUGUCCACGAGCCGAGGGCAUAG